This is a messenger RNA of Nelumbo nucifera (sacred lotus), 453 nucleotides long. The record is from RefSeq and is a predicted model, not a curated record. Lineage: Eukaryota; Viridiplantae; Streptophyta; Magnoliopsida; Proteales; Nelumbonaceae.
AUGGCUCCAGAGUAUGUUAGGGAAGGGUUAUUCUCUGUGAAAUCUGAUGUUUUCAGCUUUGGAGUACUUCUUCUAGAGAUUAUAAGUGGAAAAAGAAAUAGUGGCUUCUAUCUUUCAGAGCAUGCUCAAAGCCUCCUCAAAUUUGCAUGGAAACUUUGGUGUGAGGACAAAGGCUUGGAGUUGAUGGAUCCAUCGUUAGUAGAGUCAUGUGUGCCAUGUGAAGUAAUGAAAUGUAUUCACAUCGGAUUAUUAUGUGUUCAAGAGGAUGCAGCAGAUAGACCCACAAUGUCAUCUGUGGUUCUAAUGUUAGGAAGCAACUCUAUAACCCUUCCUAAGCCUACCCAACCUGCAUUUUCUGUGGGACGAGUUGCUGGAGUAUCAGAACCAUCCUCUAAAAUUGCUAAAUUCUGUUCAAUUAAUGAGGUAACAGUUUCUAGUGUCUCUCCCAGAUAA